CAAUUACUUUAAUGAAUAUGCAAAGAUUUGAAGAGUCAUUGAAUUAUUAUGAUUUAGCUAUUUAAAAAAAUCCAGAAAAUGCAGAUUAUUAUAAUGGCAAAGGUAAAAUGUAAAUUACUAUUUUAAAGCAAUUACCUUAUGCAAAAUGGAUCAAUUUGAAGUGACACUGAAAUAUUUUGAUUAAGCCAUAAAAUAUAACCCUUAAAUUUCAGAAUAUUACAACAACAAAGGUAUCAUUUACUAUUUGAUUUUCAUAUAGCUAUAACAUUAUACAAAAUGAAUAAAUUUGAAAAGGCAUUGGAAUAGUAUAAUUUAGCUAUUUCAAAAAACACUGAAAAUUCAUAUUAUUACUAUUGUAAAGGUAAAUGAUGAGUUUAUCAAUUCUAAGCAAUCACUUUACAUAAAAUGAAUAGACUUGAAGAAGCAUUGCAACACCAUGAUCGAGCCUUUGAAUUAAAUCCUGAAGUUCCAGAUUAUUUCAAUACCAAGGGUAAUUUAAGAAUUCAUAUUUUUUUCUAGCAAUUAUAUUAAGUAGGUUAAAUAAAUUAAAUGAAGCUUUGGAAUAUCAUGAUAUAGCAAUUUAGAAAAAUCCUGAAAAUUCAGACUAUCAUAAUUGCAAAGGUAGAAAAUAUAUUUGGAUGAUUUCUUAGCUUAUACUCUAAAAAAAAUGAGCAGGUUAGAAGAAACUGUGUAAAAUUUUGAUUUAGCAAUACAGAAAUUUUAAGAUGAGUCAAAAGGUAAAGGUAUAAUUAAUUAUGAAUGAAUUCUUAGCUCAUGCUAACAGUUAAGAAAUCGU
Messenger RNA from Paramecium octaurelia, 796 nucleotides. NCBI's taxonomy places the organism in Eukaryota, Ciliophora, Oligohymenophorea, Peniculida, Parameciidae. The record is from the annotation of a GenBank genome assembly.